AAAGAGUUUGAUUUUGCAUGAAAAAUUAUUAUUUAUAUAACGUUAGAGUGAAAAAGUUGUUCAAUCAAACUUGGGUGGGAACAUGUGAAUUACUCGUUAAGACAAAGUUGGCCUAAAACUGUUAUCAUUAUUAUUGUUAGUUUGUUUAAUAGUGGUAACUCAUGAAUGAGGCUGUUGAACUCGCUUAUUGAGAGUUCAGCGAAUGCCUUGUACAGGGUUUCGACAACCCAUUGCUGGGUUCUGAAGUUAGGAACUAUUUCAGACGUUUACACGGCCAAUAAAAUCAUUAGUGGGUGCGUAAAAUGCAAGGAGUUAAGCUUUGCUUACCGACUGUUCGAAGAAAUGCCUCACAGGGACACUGUUUCUUGGAACACGAUGAUCGCUGGGUUUGUAAACUCUGGGAACUUAGAGAUCGCUUGGGACUUUCUGAAAACCAUGAGGAAAUGUGGGUUGUGUGCUGAUGGUCGUACCUUUGCAAGUAUACUUAAAGGUGUUGCUUGUGACUUGAAACUUGAUCUUGGGCAACAAGUACAUUCAUUGAUUUUUAAGGUGGGUUAUGAAGGAAACGUUUAUGCAGGGAGUGCUCUUUUGGAUAUGUAUGCAAAGUGUGCGAGGGUUGAUGAUGCAUAUUUAGUAUUUCAGUGCAUGCCAGAGCGUAAUUAUGUCACUUGGAAUGCGUUGAUCGCUGGGUUUGCGCAAUUGGGAGAUCGUGAGGCUGUGUUUUGGCUGUUACAUUGUAUGGAGAGGGACAGUGUGAGGGUUGAUGAUGGCACAUUUGCACCACUUCUUACAUUGCUUGAUGAUGUUGAGUUUUAUAGAUUAACCUUGCAGAUUCAUGGUAAGAUUAUGAAGUAUGGUCUGGAAUUUGAUAAUAUUGUUUGCAAUGCGAUGAUCACUUCCUAUUCAGAAUGUGGUUCCGUUGAAGAAGCUAAAAAAGUUUUUGAUGGUGCUGUUGGCACCCGGGAUUUGGUUACAUGGAAUUCUAUGCUGGCUGCUUAUUUGGCACAUGAUAGAGCAGAACUUGCUUUUAAGCAUUUUCUUGAUUUGAAAGAGAUUGGAUUGGAUCCUGACAUGUAUACUUGUAGUAGUAUCAUAAGUGCAUGUUUUGAAGAAUCACAUAAAAAACAUGGAAAAUCCUUGCAUGGCUUGGUGAUAAAAAGGGGAAUGGAACAGUCAGUCUCCAUCUCCAAUGCACUUAUAGCCAUGUAUCUAAAAUCAAAUAAUAAGUCUAUGGAAGAUGCUUUGCAUGUAUUCAACUCCAUGGAGUCCAAGGAUCGUGUCUCUUUGAAUUCCAUAUUGACUGGAUUCUCUCAGUUUGGUUUCAGUGAAGAUGCAUUGAAGUGUUUUGAUCAUAUGAGAUCUUCGCUUGUCGAGAUUGAUCAGUAUGCCUUUUCGGCUGUACUUAGAUCUUGUUCAGAUUUAGCAAAUCUCCAGCUGGGUCAGCAGGUUCAUGUCUUGGCAAUUAAAUCAGGUUUUGAGUCAAACGAUUUUGUUGCUAGUUCAUUGAUUUUCAUGUACUCCAAAUGUGGGAUAAUUGAAUAUGCUCGUAAAUCCUUUGAAGAGACGUCCAAAAGAAGCUCGAUUACUUGGAAUUCCAUCAUUUUUGGGUAUGCACACCAUGGACAGGGAAAUGUUGCACUUGAUCUCUUCUUCCAAAUGAGAGAGACAAAAGUGAAACUGGAUCAUAUAACCUUUGUUGCAGUUCUAACAGCUUGCAGCCAUAUUGGUUUGGUAGAACAAGGACAAUAUUUCCUUAAAUCAAUGGAAUCACAUUAUGGCAUUCCACCUCGUAUGGAGCACUAUGCUUGUGCCAUUGAUCUCUUUGGACGUGCUGGUCAACUGCAUGAAGCAAAAGCACUAAUUGAAUCAAUGCCAUUUGAGCCUGAUGCAAUGGUGUGGAAAACUUUUCUGGGGGCCUGUAGAGUUUGUGGCAACAUUGAACUAGCUAGCCAGGUAGCAACCCAUCUGCUGGAGAUAGACCCUGAAGAGCAUUGCACUUAUGUUCUGUUAUCCCACAUUUAUGGGCAUCUUAAGAGAUGGGAUGACAAAGCCAGUAUUGCAAGGCUAAUGAGGGAAAGAGGAGUGAAAAAAGUCCCCGGUUGGAGUUGGAUAGAGGUUAAAAGUGAGGUUCAUGUAUUCAAUGCCGAAGAUAGAUCCCACCCUCAUUGUGCUGAGAUAUACAACAUAUUGGGAGAAUUGAUGGAUGAAAUCAAAUGGCUGGAUUUUGAUGCUAGUUUAGAUGUUUUGGUGCAUGAUUUCAAUGAACGGAAAGGAAAACGAAAUAAUCAUUUUGUUAUGUAGAGAGAGGAAAUAGCAUCAAACCAGUGCAAAUAUAUAUUUCUAAUUGAGAUUUUCUAUUACUAUAAUGUGAUUCAUUUUUUCAUCUGUGUAGGUAUUGUUAACUUAUUUCAUUAGGCUGCUGUGUAUCUGAGCUUAGAUGUCCUCGUAGGAUUAAAAUUGGACCCAGUUCUAGUAAAUAAACUACUGUAUUACUAAGUGCACUCGAUCAUAUAUUUUAUGUCUUUUUUAACCUGUUUUUCUUUGAACAGAACACCACAGCUUUCAUUUUGACAGAAUUCCAGGCUGAAACUAAAGCCAAUGUAAUCAUGAGGGACAUUAUGACAAUCGUCAUUGAACAAGGUUGAGGUUGAGGUUGAGGCAACAGCUUCUCUUAUCAGCAUUGAUCUCUCUGAACUUGAUAUCGAUUCUAUGCAACUUCCCCCCAGCAAAAUUUGUGGCACCAUUAGGUGAUUUAUGUGUGAUUCAAUUAUUCUUUUGAGUGGUGAUGAUGACGAUGUAUGUGAAGAUGAUGAUCGGGAACUUGAUAAUGUCAUUGUUGUUGAUAAGCUACCUGUUGUUCCUGCAGAAAAGUUGGAUGGAGGAGCUUGAGGGUGUUAUUCUCAAGAUGUGUAGUGAUAUUAAGGAGGAGAAUCUGUGGAUGCCUGUUGACUCUGAGACCCAGAACACUAGUGCUUCAUUGAGUAUAGUACCCUGCAGCAGGAAUUGUUUGAUGGAAUUGACAACCACAAAGUGCGAUGGGUUAAUUGCUAUGUCAAAGUGUGAGGUUGUGGGACCUCAUUCCUUGAUUAGUAGGCGGGGGAUGGCAUGGCAGUAACACCACCAAACUUAUAAUCAUCGGUUUGAGCUUAAAAGAUAAAAAUUCUAUCUAUAAACACAUUAUAUUCUUAUAUUAGUAAUAACAAUUCAAUCAUUGUAUUGUAAUCAAAGAGGAGGAGAGGAGAUGAGAUGAGAUAUUAGCAAAUUAAUAUGAGUUUUUUGUUGUGUUCUCAAUACUGCUUGUUUGGACUUAUCAUGUAUGUAUGGUGUGUAACUUAUAUAUGCUUUGCUUUGCAUUGCAUAUAGGUACUUAAUGACGUUUUAUUAUAU
Messenger RNA from Mangifera indica (mango), 3387 nucleotides. RefSeq names its product putative pentatricopeptide repeat-containing protein At3g25970. Gene Ontology annotation, biological process: RNA modification. Bases 166 to 2301 code for a protein of 711 amino acids. The transcript is spliced from 2 exons. The record is from RefSeq and is a predicted model, not a curated record. NCBI's taxonomy places the organism in Eukaryota, Viridiplantae, Streptophyta, Magnoliopsida, Sapindales, Anacardiaceae. Gene Ontology annotation, molecular function: protein binding; RNA binding.